This is a messenger RNA of Blastomyces dermatitidis ER-3, 752 nucleotides long. RefSeq lists its product as uncharacterized. Gene Ontology annotation, molecular function: acyltransferase activity, transferring groups other than amino-acyl groups. NCBI's taxonomy places the organism in Eukaryota, Fungi, Ascomycota, Eurotiomycetes, Onygenales, Ajellomycetaceae. The record is from RefSeq and is a predicted model, not a curated record. The coding region runs from base 102 to 620 and encodes 172 amino acids. The transcript has 2 exons.
UGUGUCACGGAUUGGGGGUACUUGUACACAAGGAUGUUGACUUAUAAAAAUUUUGCCAAAACGGACGCGACAAGGAAUUCAAUAACAUCAUCCUACAAAAAAUGGCAAAUACUUCUCGGACAAUCAGAGCGCUCCCAGCACAACUGGAGGAUGCUACAGCCCUCGCCAGGGUGGAAUUGGAUGCGUUUUCCAACGACCCCGUGACUCGGCCCCUGUUUGGACCGCAUAACCCUGAAGGAUUUACAUUCCGAGCCAAGGAGCUUGCGGAGGGUAUAGCGAAGAAUGACCGGAAGACGCAUUAUAUCAAAGCUGUGCUGGGCGACGAUACGAUUGUCGGUAUGGCCAUAUGGCACUUCUAUCUCGACGAGGAGUCCAGCAAUGCUGUUGAGAGAGUGGACCUGGACAAGAAGGAAUGGGCCACUGGCGCGAAUGUGGAUGCGUGUAAGGAUUUCUUCAGACAGAUUUUUAAGAUGCGGGAUAGGAUGCGUGGGCAGAGACAUGCUUUCCUCAGUUGUUUCGCGACCGAAAUCGCCCACCAGGGUCUUGGUGCUGGCUCCGCAAUGUUACAAUAUGGCGUCGACAUUGCGGAUAAGGAGAAUCUCCCCGGGUGGCUGGAGUAAAGCCUGAAGGCUCACAAUUUGUAAAAGAAGUUUGGAUUCGAAGAUGUUGACUCAUUUACGUUUGAAACAAGCAAGUAUGGAGGAGAAGGGGGGAGACCCCUCUUUGGAAUGGUCAGGCCUGCGAGGCAAAAC